Pararge aegeria (speckled wood butterfly) is the source of this 1999-nucleotide messenger RNA. RefSeq lists its product as uncharacterized. The record is from RefSeq and is a predicted model, not a curated record. The coding region runs from base 12 to 596 and encodes 194 amino acids. The transcript has a single exon. Lineage: Eukaryota; Metazoa; Arthropoda; Insecta; Lepidoptera; Nymphalidae.
UUGAAGAUAACAUGAAUCGUUUAUUUGAUAUAUUUAUAUGUGUUAUGGCCUUCAAAAGUGCAGUGAGUAUAUCCGAAGUGAACCAAGCAUGUAUAAACUCAUAUCAGGAUAGUUUGGAUAACAAUUUUCUUAUUGGAACCUGGUUUAAAGUAUGUGAAUUUGCUCAAAGAUUAAAUCUACCAUCUUCGAAUUAUUGUGAAGAGACUGUCAUAAAAAGGGCCACUGAAACAGACAUUCAAAGAUACCGGGAGGGUUACAAACAAGAAAACCCAUUUAACUUUGAUGGUAAUCCAGUUAUAUCUGAAUCUUUUAUAUUCAAAGGUAUGUUAAUGGGAAACACGGAAGCGAAAUAUUUUGUUUUCGAUCCUGAAAACUAUUUUUAUAAAGAAGACAAGUAUAUAGCGAAGGUGUUCAGAAGAGUUAGUGAUAAUUAUUUGUUGGUCCACCAGUGUCAAUGGCGGGGCUAUUUUAAGUCGUUGCUCUCGAGGAAGCGUAAUGUGACGAAAGCAGAGUUAAAUAGAGUGAUUGCAACUAUGAACAAAGAUGUAGGGGGCAUGGAAACACAGAGAUUUUGUACAAACGAUACGUUUUUUUGAUUUUUUCUUUUAAUAUUUUAUUUUAUAUCCAUAGAUAGUAGAGUCACUACAAACAGACUGCCUUGACAUUUCAAAAGUGCUUAUAAACUAGGCUUACUUUAUCAUGAAUUUUAAAUUUUUGACUACAAUCUCACCUGGUGGUAAGUUAUGUUGCAGUCUUAAAUUGUCGGGCUAACCUCGGUUUCUGUGCGACAUCGUACCGGAACGCUCAAUCGCUUAGCUGCACGUCUUUGUCGGUGAGGUGAAAACUAGCCACAAAGACGUGCAGCUGCAACCAAUUGAAUCUUGCGAGUUAAAUUUGACCCACUUUCCGGUUUUCAACUGAGCUAUCAUGAUUUUGCAUGCAUAUUCUGUGCCUCGCUGGCGAAGUGGUUAGCGCUGUGGUCUUAUUCUUGGGAGGUCUCGGGUUCGAUACCCGGUAGGGACAAAAUGGAAAUUUAAAAUUUUCUGAAUUGUCUCUGCUCUGGUCAGGUCAGUCUCACCAACAAAGUCGUGACGCCAAGUGACUUACCGUCCCCGCAUGAUGCCACAAAAGGUAUAAGGUUAAUUUAAAUGCGAUACUCCUGAAAGGUAUCGCUGCUACAACAUCACUUACCACCUGGCGAGUAUGCAGUCAUUACAUUAAUAUAGAAGAAAUUAAUAGAGUGAAGAUGAUAGGACAUUUAUUUUCACUCGUGAGUGUAGGUGCUGAGUAACCACACGAAAAUAAACAUUGUUUGCGAGAAAAAGGUGCAAAAACGGCUGUACUCUCUUCGUUUGCUUUAUUUGAAGCCCCCGCGUAAACAUCGUUUGUCUUUGCCCCGGGAUAAAUGUGGAGCCACUAAAACUGCGUUUUUAAACGGCAUUUUUGUACGUGAAGUAGGUAUACCGGUAAUACUAAAGAAAAUUAGGUGCCCUAGAUGCUUUAGAAUCUCUCCUUAGGGAUGGCAAGGAAAUGCUCUACAAUAGUGAAGGAUCUAUGAGAUUGACAAGAAGUGAAUGAAGCCUAGCUGGCAGUCUCCUUUCUGAAGUCAAAUGCGUGUUCCGGGAAAGAAAUCCAUUGAAAUUAGGGGGUUUAAGUUUUCUUUUCGCGGAGUAUAGUAAAUUAAACUUAAUUUUCAUAAUAUAUCAUGGAAAUCCGCAAAGUAAGGCCUGCUUCUAUCCAAUAUACAGCUCGUUUAGCGGCCCGGUCCAGGAGCUCAGCAAAUGUUUGUUUUAGAAAUAAUUCCAGUGAUCCACGCCGCUAAUGAACCGUACCUAGAAAAUAACACUUUCAUUACAAGGGAAAUCUGAUCUUUUUCUACCGCUAAUUGUGCUAAUUAGCAAAACAUUGUGUUGACUCUAGACGACGUCUCUGGCGCAGCGGUAAGACUACUGAUAAUUUUUGAAACGACAAGUUUGUUUAAAUAAAUGAAUAAAUAUAC